Megalops cyprinoides (Indo-Pacific tarpon) is the source of this 3582-nucleotide messenger RNA. Its product is annotated as neuropilin-1a-like. The transcript has 17 exons. Gene Ontology annotation, molecular function: semaphorin receptor activity; vascular endothelial growth factor receptor activity. The coding region runs from base 447 to 3257 and encodes 936 amino acids. Gene Ontology annotation, biological process: axon guidance; vascular endothelial growth factor signaling pathway; angiogenesis. NCBI's taxonomy places the organism in Eukaryota, Metazoa, Chordata, Actinopteri, Elopiformes, Megalopidae. Gene Ontology annotation, cellular component: membrane. The record is from RefSeq and is a predicted model, not a curated record.
UGUUUGUAUCACCAACUCGUGUCUUGUCAGACGUCAGGCUGAACGGAGGGCACGGAGAGCGGUGCGGUCUUGAUACACUUACGCCACCGUCUUAAAAAAUAAAACAAAACGCGGUUCAGUGUCGAUAUCAGUUUCCUCUUCUUGGCAGCAGAGGAUUACUUUGCCGUGAUAUUCAUUUUCUGGGAAUUUUGCGAAACGGGAAUUGUUUUUUUGACUUGCGGUUGGCUCCUUGUGAGGAAAUGGCAAAGGCAGCGUCUGGGAGAGGAACAAGACUGGGGAAGGACGUAGGAAACCGGAGCUAAAUGACACAGGAUGCAGGCGACCUGAAACACAUAAGGAAGAAUUUCUUCAACGUUAAGACAUUUAUUUUUUUGCUUUCCUUCACCUGAGCAAGAGAAGCCCUUGAGGAGAUUUUUCUGGUUUUAUUUUUUCCUUACAACUCAAGGAUGCAUUGUGGAUUAGUGCUUCUCAUUUUAACCAACUGUUUUAUUGUCCGAGCUAUUAGUGAUAAAUGUGGAGAUAACAUCGUAAUUACAAGCGCUAGUUAUCUGACUUCACCUGGAUAUCCCACGUCAUAUUUACCAUCUCAGAAAUGCGUCUGGGUGAUACAAGCACCGGAACCCAAUCAGAAAAUUUUAAUCAACUUCAACCCUCAUUUUGACCUGGAGGACAGAGAAUGCAAGUACGACUAUGUGGAGGUCUGGGACGGCAACGAUGAGAGCGGGCAGCUGGUGGGGAAGUUCUGCGGAAAGAUCGCCCCCUCCCCCAUCGUGUCCUCUGGCAACCAGCUCUACAUCAAGUUCGUGUCCGACUACGAGACGCACGGAGCCGGCUUCUCCAUCCGUUACGAGGUGUUCAAAACAGGGCCGGAGUGCUCCAGGAACUUCACCUCCAGCAGCGGCGUCAUCCGGACCCCGGGCUACCCCGAGAAGUACCCCAACAACCUGGACUGCACGUUCAUGGUGUUCGCCCCCAGCAUGUCGGAGAUCGUCCUGGAGUUCGAGAGCUUCGAGAUGGAGCCCGACGUCACGCCGCCCGCGGGGGCCUUCUGCCGCUUUGACUGGCUGGAGAUCUGGGACGGCUUCCCCGGAGUGGGCACGCACAUCGGCCGCUACUGCGGGCAGAGCUCCCCGGGACGCGUCAUCUCCUACACCGGCAUCCUGUCCAUGACCGUCAACACCGACAGUGCCAUCACCAAGGAGGGCUUUUCCGCCAACUUCACCGUCAUGGAGAGAAUAGUACCAGAAGAUUUCAACUGCCGUGAAGCUCUGGGGAUGGAGUCUGGGACGAUCACCUCGGAGCAGAUCACAGCCUCCUCCCAGUACAACAGCAACUGGUCCGCCGAGAGGGCCCGCCUCAACUACCACGAGAAUGGCUGGACCCCAUCGGAAGACUCCAGCAGGGAAUGGGUGCAGGUGGACCUUGGUUUUCUCCGUGUUGUCACAGCCAUUGGAACACAGGGCGCCAUCUCCAAGGAAACGAAAAAGUCAUACUACGUGAAAUCCUACAAGGUGGACGUGAGCUCCAACGGAGAGGACUGGGUCACGUUGAAGCAGGGCAUGAAGCAGAAGAUCUUUCAGGGGAACACCGACCCCACGGACGUGGUGAUGGAGGACCUGCCGAAACCCACGCUUACCCGCUACAUCCGGAUCCGUCCCCUCACCUGGCUGAACGGCAUCUCCAUGCGAUUCGAGCUGUAUGGCUGCAAGAUCUCAGACUACCCCUGCUCCAGCAUGCUGGGAAUGGUCUCGGGCCAGAUCUCUGACUCGCAGAUCACGGUCUCGUCCCACGUGGACCGCAGCUGGCUGCCGGAGAAUGCCCGGCUGGUGACGGGCCGCGCCGGCUGGGUGCUGGAGCCCAAGCCGCUCUACCGCAACGAGUGGCUGCAGGUGGACCUGGGGGAGGAGAAGCAGGUCAGCGGCCUGAUCAUCCAGGGGGGCAAACACCGCGACAGCAACGUCUUCAUGAAGAAGUUCCGGGUGGGCCACAGCGGCAACGGCCUCAACUGGACUCUGAUCCAGGACGACACCGGCACCAGAGACAGGGUUUUCAUGGGGAACCAGAACUUCGACACCCCGGAGAUGAGGACGUUCGAGCCGGUGACGACGCGCUACCUAAGGGUGUACCCCGAGAAGGCGACCACCCCAGGACUGGGCCUGCGGCUCGAGCUGCUCGGCUGUGACGUGCAAGAGCCCACAGGCCCGCUGACCACGCCUGCUGCCACCACACUACCCGAAACGUCAGCCCCUGUCGUCAUCAUCAUACCGGACGAUUGUGAGGACAUGCCAGGGGGCUGUGACGCUGGAACUGGCGAUGACUACAACGUGACAGGUGGCGUCACCGAGGCCGAUAUCACAGUCGAAGUGGACACUGCCCCCGAUUACCUGUGGUUUGCGUGUGACUUUGGUUGGGCGGACGCCCCCUCUUUCUGCGGGUGGACCUCAGAAAAGGAUGUCAACGCAGCCUGGCACAUUCAGUCCAGCGGGAAGCCCACCGUCAACACAGGACCCAGCAUGGACCACUCAGGAGGACCGGGGAACUACAUCUACAUGCUGCUGGACCCAGACGCCCAGGAGAACGAGGUGGCGCGGCUGGUGAGCCCGACGGUGACGGCGCCAGACUCGGACCUGUGCGUCUCCUUCUGGUACCACAUGUUCGGGUCGCACAUCGGGAUCCUGCGGGUCAAGCAGAGGAAGGAGAUGGCUGAGGGCGUGGCCGACAUCCUGCUGUGGACCGUCAGCGGACACCAGGGCAGCCGCUGGAGGGAGGGCCGGGUGCUGGUGCCCCAGUCCAGCACGCCCUACCAGGUGGUGAUCGAGGGGGUAGUGGACAAGAAAAGCUGGGGGGAUGUUGCCGUGGACGACAUCAAGAUCCUGGAGCUCCAGGACAUGGCAGAAUGCAAGGACCCAGAUGAACCAGCGGAGAAAGAACAGCCUGAAGAAGAGGAAAUCAAAGAAAUCAAAGAAAUCUUCAAUGAUGCCACUGACUUCCCUGAAGUGGUGGAGAACAGUCAGAUGGGCAGCACUGGGAACAUGCUGAAGACCCUGGACCCCAUCCUCAUUACCAUCAUCGCCAUGAGCGCCCUGGGCGUCUUCCUGGGGGCCAUCUGUGGGGUCGUCCUCUACUGCGCCUGCUCCCACAACGGCAUGUCGGACAGGAACUUAUCCGCACUGGAGAACUAUAACUUCGAGCUGGUGGACGGGGUCAAACUAAAGAAGGACAAGCUGAGCUCACAGAAGUCAUACUCAGAAGCGUGAGGGACGGAGGGGGUGGGGGUGGGGGGGUUAAAGGGACCGCCAGAAGCCUCCCACGAGGGAGGGCGACGAUUGUGAAAGCGGCGGGAGGUUGUGACUGAGCCAUGCUUUUCUCAGGAGCUGCAGUAACAGAAACCUGCCAAUAGGGGACACUGUGUAUAAAAUUGAAAAAAAACAAAACAAAACAAGACGUGUACAGUAAGAUGAUUAUUUUAAUUUUUUUCAUUCAUUUUUUUUCUUUUCAUUUCAAUAAUCAGAUGCUGGUGUUGAGACCAAUUAAUUCAAUGUUGAAAGUAUUUAUCAUAUUUCUGGAAGGAAAGCUUUUAUU